Lodderomyces beijingensis is the source of this 663-nucleotide messenger RNA. Lineage: Eukaryota; Fungi; Ascomycota; Pichiomycetes; Serinales; Debaryomycetaceae. The record is from the annotation of a GenBank genome assembly.
AUGAACAGACUAUUUGGAACCAAGAGCACUACACCGAAACCAUCGUUGAACGAUGCCAUAAAAGGAAUCGAGGACCGCGUUGGUUCCUUGGAUGUUAAACUUAGCAAGAUCAACUCCGAAUUAUCUACAUAUCAACAGAAGAUUGCUAGAAUGCGAGAUGGCCCAGGCAAAUCUGCUUUGAAACAAAAGGCAUUGAAGCUUUUGAGACAGCGGAAGCAGAUAGAAGCGCAGAAGGACCAGUUGGAGAACCAAUCCUGGAACAUGUCGCAGGCGUCAAUGACGACGGACAAUUUGCAAAAUACCAUGGUCACGAUAAAUGCAAUGAAAACGGCAAAUAAAGAGUUAAAGAAAACCUACGGCAAGAUCAACAUUGACGAGUUGGAAAACUUACAAGACGAGAUGCUAGAUAUUAUAGACAAAUCGAAUGAGUUGCAGGAGGCUUUAUCCACCAGUUACGAUGUGCCCGAUGAAGUGAGUGAGUCCGAGUUGGACGCUGAGUUGGAGGCCUUGGGCGAGGAAAUGGAUUUCGAGAAUGAAAUGGCCCAGAGUGGGAUAGGUGCACCCAGCUAUCUAGAUAUCAACAACAACAACAAUGCUGAGCCGGCAGAUAAACUCCCCACGUUUAUUGACGAGGAACCCGAAAAGGAAAAAGUUGCCAACUAA